UUCGUCUAUCUUUUGUUCCCCUUCUCUUCGAUCGAAAACCUCUGCUCUCUUACCCACCUAAAGUUCCUUCGAGCAUUCAACCGACGCACCCUCUCGAUCGUAGGAUAAUCUGCUCAGGUUUCGCGAUGGCAUCAAAGCGGAUCUUGAAGGAAUUGAAGGAUUUACAGAAGGAUCCUCCUACAUCUUGCAGCGCUGGUCCAGUUGCCGAAGACAUGUUUCACUGGCAGGCAACAAUUAUGGGUCCACCUGACAGUCCUUAUGCUGGGGGUGUUUUCCUGGUGACCAUCCAUUUUCCUCCAGAUUAUCCAUUUAAGCCUCCCAAGGUGGCAUUUAGGACGAAGGUAUUCCACCCCAACAUCAACAGCAAUGGAAGCAUUUGCCUAGACAUCUUGAAGGAGCAAUGGAGUCCUGCGCUGACAAUAUCCAAGGUGUUGCUCUCAAUCUGUUCUUUGCUGACGGAUCCAAACCCUGAUGAUCCAUUGGUGCCGGAGAUCGCUCACAUGUACAAGACGGACAGGCACAAGUACGAGACAACUGCAAGGAGCUGGACCCAGAAGUACGCCAUGGGCUAAGCGAGCUUUGUCGUGUGUAAGGGGAAACCCCGUGUUCUCUUUUAUUUUCCCCCCCAUAUAUUCUGGUUUUAAGGAAAGGUCUACGCAUGAACGUUUGUUCUGUCCGUUGAUAAAGGAGGUCAACAACAAUGGCUCGAGUUGAAAGAAGAAAAGCAAAUGUUGUUUUUUUCUUCUAUGGAACUGUGAAACAGAGAAACUGUGUCCUAAAUCCGAAAAUGUUGAUAAAUCUCCCUAAUCGUAAUUGUUUUCUGAUAAUUUGGGU
Messenger RNA from Hibiscus syriacus, 834 nucleotides. RefSeq names its product ubiquitin-conjugating enzyme E2-17 kDa-like. Gene Ontology annotation, cellular component: nucleus. Gene Ontology annotation, molecular function: ubiquitin conjugating enzyme activity. The transcript is spliced from 5 exons. Bases 126 to 572 code for a protein of 148 amino acids. NCBI's taxonomy places the organism in Eukaryota, Viridiplantae, Streptophyta, Magnoliopsida, Malvales, Malvaceae. The record is from RefSeq and is a predicted model, not a curated record. Gene Ontology annotation, biological process: protein polyubiquitination.